UGUCGCGAGUAAUGAAUGGAUGGCAGGACCGUCUCGCGUUGAUUGCGUCAUUCUGUGGCGCCAAAACAGUCUCCUCUCAGUCAGCUUCUUCAGAGUACCUCCAUUGUGGACCUACACACUUAUCUAGGUCGAAAACAAAAUCACGUGUGUGGUGUUUAAUGUGUCACCCACAUCUGCUGUUAUUUAGCGCGUCUAGUGGUUUCUAGUCCCUGUCGGUCUCGCCAUGAACGACGACGAUGAUUUGAUGUCAAGUUUUCAUUCUGAUCAACUCCAUGCUAAUGUGGCGUCUGUUCCUGAUGGACUUUGCUGGGUGUCAGUUCUCUCCUGUUUAUUGCUUGCGUGCUCCUAUGUUGGAAGUUUAUACGUUUGGAAAAGCGAUUUACCAAGAGAUCAUCCUGCAGUGAUAAAGAGGCGCUUCACCAGUGUACUGAUUGUAUCCGCUCUGUCUCCAGUGUUUGUGUGGGCAUGGAAAGAGUUCACAGGCAUCCAGCCUGGUCCUUCAUUACUGGCCCUUAUGGGGAUCCGGUUGGAGGGUCUUAUCCCUGCUAUCAUUCUUCCGCUGCUAUUGACCAUGGUGCUGUUUCUGGGCCCUCUGAUCCAGCUAGCCAUGGAUUGCCCCUGGGGUUUCAUCAAUGGAAUGAAAGUUGUAGUCGACCCUUGCUUCUGGACGUUGUGUCUGGGUGACAUGCGCUGGCUGAGGAACCAGGUUGUGGCGCCAUUGACCGAGGAGCUGGUUUUUCGGGCAUGCAUGCUUCCCAUGCUAGUACCCUGCGCCGGCCCCUCCACCGCAAUCUUCACAUGCCCGCUCUUCUUUGGAGUUGCUCAUUUUCACCAUGUAAUUGAGCUCCUGCGGUUCAGACAGGGCACUGUCUCAGGGAUUUUUCUCUCUGCAGUGUUCCAGUUCUCCUACACUGCGGUAUUUGGAGCUUAUACAGCCUUUAUAUUCAUCAGGACAGGUCAUUUGGUGGGUCCUGUGCUGUGCCAUUCCUUCUGCAACUACAUGGGUUUUCCAGCUCUCAGCACAGCCCUGGACCACCCGCACCGCCUCACGAUUCUCUCCUUCUACGUGCUGGGGGUCGUUCUCUUCUUCCUCCUCAUCUUCCCCAUGACUGAUCCAUUCUUCUACGGUUUUCCCACACCCGUCUGCACCCUGACCUCCACGUCUGGAUCCAUCUGCUCCUGAUCCAUCCAUACCUCCAUCUCGCAUUUCAUCCAUUCCUUCUCUCCAGCCAUUUGAAAAGGAGUGGCUGUUUUGCUGUGGGUUUCACCAGGAGAGCGAGGGACUGCUGGAGAACAGGUAUGAAAAUUCACAGCCUCUGUGAGGUGGUGCGUGGAAGAACUCGAUGCAAAACAUCCUCAGGUUGCACUGGCCAUUCUUUUCACCAUUCAGCAGUUUGUUGUGUUAUCAAGUGACUUCAUCUAAGAGCCAGGCCUACGUUUGAUGAAGAUAAGUUGAUUAUAUGCAUUUGCAUGUUUAUCUGACGAUAUUUCAGUGUGUUUAUCUUUAGAUUGGUGCUGGGGAUAAAGAUCAGACACUAUUACGGGUUUCCUAAAAAGAUUUGUAUGCUGGAAUGUGCUAAAAUGCUAGAUUCCCUAUUUUUUUUUUUGUGAUAUUAUAAUCUUGCUCAUAUACAACGUACCUUGUUCGAUCUGGUGCCCUUACUUGAAGACAACAUUCGUUUUUACAGAUAUUACAUACAUAUUUUGUUUUACUCUUGAUCUUAUUGUUUAAAAAUUUAAAUAAAUGUCUUUAGGUACGCUUUUGGAGCAAAAGACCUAGACCUAUUAGAGUAACAAAAUGUAGUGAGUAUGUGUAAGAAGUUGAAUUGCCCUGAGCACACAGCUUUUUGUGUAGGUCAUGCACAACAUUUCAAUUAUGAGGUCUUUUUAAAGCAUUGAUCAACCCUGCCUUGGCCAUUUGUUAAUUAAAAAAAAAAAGAGAAAAUACCAAUUACAGUCUAUAUUUUAUAGUGGAUAUCCGUGAUAGAGUUUGACCUAUGGUAUUUCAUUCAAAGUUAAAGCAGAGCUGAAGACAUUCUUUUUUUACAUCGGCAUAGGAAUUUCUUUUCUUGUUAAGUUAGAAUGGUAGCAAUGGAGGAUACUGAGGUAAAUUCUACGCUUCUGCUUUAGUAAUGGUGGAAAUUCCAACACUUUCUUUUUAUGACUACUGUCUUGUAGUCAUAAACCUCCUGCAACAACAUUGAAACUACCUAUAUCAGAGAAUUACACUUAGAUAAACUGAUAUGUUUUACAUUGUAAAUCUAAAAGUUAAGCUUUUUAUAAACCUUUUAUAUAUAAAAAUGGCGUAGUCAAGUUUUAUGCGGGAUCCUUCACCAUGGAGUGUUAGUGAAAACUCGUACCACUUAUCUGCAUGCUGCUACACUGGUGACAUAUGGAUGUUCUAAUGAUGAUUGAUAUAGAAACACACUAAACACAACUUGCAUAACUGCUUAUAGAAAUAGUUCACCCAAAAAUUAAAUAUCUGACUUCUGUACUUAUCCUCAUGUAAUUUUUUUCCGAAAACAACAAAAGGAGAUAUUAAGCAGAAUGUUCAUGCUGCUCUUUUCCAUAAAAUAAGUGAAUGGUGAACAUAGGCUAAAUUCGAAAACUUAAAAUAGUCCAUAUGACGUAUAUGCUAUAUUUCCCUCAUUUGUGUGAUUUGAAUACGCAGAUAUUUCAAUUUAGCUAAUCGGGACAUUUGCAUAACGUCUUUUUGUAUUACUAAGAAAGAAGGACAAAGAAAAAAAAUUAGUGUGAGUAAACUAUUUUUCAUUUUUGUGUGAACUAUACCUUUAAGUUAGCAAAUGGGGCUUACUACCCAGAAUAGAGGCUGCUUGGUGCAGAAAAUGUAAUGUUAUGUAGUUGUAUGUGGUUUCAGUUGUCAUUAAUUGUGAAAGCAGAGUAUAUAGAGAUAGUAUAUAGAACUGUCAUCUACUUUAUUGCUUGUAAUUUGUUGAUUAAUAUAUUGGCAUGGUUUGCCAUCACAUUCAUUAAGUGUGUAUCAUAGGGUCAUUUGUAGGCUUUUCUGUGCUGUGAGAGACCAUGCAAAGUAAACCUUUUAAGCAAUAGUCUCACAAACAGAAUCAAAUCAGGGAUUUCCAUCUAGUGCCACGUAAGAAGUUCGUUUUGGGUUUUUCUUUUAUUCAUUCCCAAAAUACUUUCUUAUUUGGCUCGCUACAAAGAAAACAGUGAUAUCUAUAACAUCACUUGAACAGCCAAAGUUAUGGUAGGAAUUACCACUGCAGUGAUCUGGUUUACUAGUCUCUAGCGCUGAAAUAAGUGUGUUUGAAGUGUGCCACAGUGUAUAUGACUGUAUUGACAUGUUUACACAAGGAGGAUGCUGUAUGUAAGCACUGUUUAACUGUGACUGGCUUCACGGAAUGCUGCUUUAGUUUAGCUGCUUUGUGGUUGCGGUCAACAGAGGGCGCCAGAGGACCAAUGUUGUGUGUUUCUCAUUUUGUUGUUGUUUUCAUGAAUUAAAAGCAGUCACCUUCCUAUGUGUUUAUUAAGUAAUUGAUCUGUAUUGCUUUGCAUAUUUAAUCCUGUGAUUAUGCCCUGAUACGCAAAGUUGAAGAAGGUAAACUUUUUCACAUCUGUGGAAAUUCACUCAUUGUUUGAUAAUUGAGGAGAGACGCAUUUUAGUGGUUAAACUGCACUAUGGGUUUUCAGAUUGAAUGGUGUGUUGAAUUGUGAUUGUUUAGGGAAAGCUGAAUGCACAGGUGCUCUGGCGAGGACAGGCUUCCUGUCAGCGCUGUGAUUGAUGAUUGACUGGUGUAACUUUUAGAAGGAGACUGUUUUUUUAGUCCUUAAUUUGUAAAGUUACUGCAUUCAUUUAUUUUACAAGAGAGUUUCUAUUUUUUUUUCUCCAUUAGAAGUGUCUUUCAUCCCCUGUUUGAGUUCACAGUAUUCUUUCUUUAAUCUGGUUGGUUGCAAGCAAAACAUUUGCCGCAGGGGCAGACUUGCGUUUCAGAUGCUUUGAACGUCAUAUUAACAGUAAGGAGGAGAAAUAGACGUUUAAAUCUAUUUUUGCAAAUGUGAAAAGUAGCUGAGCGAUGUUUUAGCUCAUUGAAACAUCACCUAAAGAAAUGUCAAGUCUUUGAGAAUCUCUACACAGAUGAAUUGAAUAGACUGGUUGGUGAUUACAAACAAGCCUGAUGUUUAUACUGAGAGCUAUAUUUUAUAAUCAAAUCUAUUUUGGUGACUCAGAGAAUAAUGUGCAUGCUAGUUGUUUUUGACUAACACGCAAUGCAAUUUUCUGUAAUUCACUGAUGGACAAAUGUUUUGUGACAAUCUUUCUGGGGGUCUUUCAAUCCACUCUGCAAAACUCUGCCAUUUGUAAAUAAAUUAAAGAUUUUUUUAAACACCUCA
Molecule: messenger RNA, 4368 nt
Organism: Cyprinus carpio (common carp)
Lineage: Eukaryota; Metazoa; Chordata; Actinopteri; Cypriniformes; Cyprinidae
Product: CAAX prenyl protease 2-like
Biological process (GO): CAAX-box protein processing
Cellular component (GO): endoplasmic reticulum membrane
Molecular function (GO): metalloendopeptidase activity
Source: RefSeq, a predicted model, not a curated record